AUGAAGUCUCCUUUGAGGAAGCUGAGAAAUUUGACGCUGCAUAAAAUCGAGCUCAAGGAAAAUUGGGAUCGCCGUGCUCUGAGUACAGAUGGGCUGUCUCAAGCUGCAAAGGACAUGAAAGACAUGAGAGCUUGGCACGAUAGAUUACUGUCUGCAGCUGCUGCUACAGCAAAUAGUGCUUAUGAGUUUUCGGAGUCAUUGCUGGAGAUGGGAAACUGUCUACGGGAGAAAACUGCUAUAAAUGAUAUUGGAGAAAGUGGCAGAGCAUUAUUUAUGCUGGGAGGCGUGCAGCUUCAACUCCAAAAACUUCUUGAUAGCUAUCGGUCUCAUAUAAUCUGUACAAUAACAAACCCUUCCGAGUCGCUUCUCAGUGAGCUGCGGAAAGUGGAGGAGAUGAAAUUGCAAUGUGAUGAGAAGAGAGAGAUGUUUGAAUGCAUGGUGGGACAAAAUAGAGAAAAGGGAAGGUCAAGAUAUGGAAAAGGGCAGAAUUUUACUUCACAGCAAUUGCAGGUUGCUCGUGAAGAAUAUGAUGAGGCUUCAAGGCUUUGUGUUUUUCGUCUUGAAUCAUUGAAGCAAGGGCAAUCCCGGAGUCUUUUAACACAGGCAGCUCGUCACCAUGCUGCACAGUUAAAUCUUUUCCGGAGAGGUUUUCUUACUCUUGAAGCAGUAGAGCCACAUAUCGAAUUUGUUGCCAGAAAGCAACAUAUUGAUUACAAGCUAUGUGGGUCGGAUGAUGUGGAAGUCUCACAUGAUGAAAGGAACAGUUUCCAGGCUAAUGAUGACGGAGAAAUAAGUUUUGACCAUCAACAAACUGAGGAGCUAGAAAAUGAUUAUACAUCAAAGAGUUCAAUGCAUAUAAAUUUUGGAAAAAAGCAAGUGGAGAAAAUUCCCUGUCCACGACCUCGAGAAAGUAGUCAUUCAGCUCCAAUAUAUUCAGGGAAGUUUGAUGCUUCUGAAAGACUUGAAGAAAUGCAGGCUGCAAUGCAGAAACUUAAUAUGAAUGAGCUUCCAACUCCUGCUAUUGAAAAGAGUUCGACCUCAAAAACAAAACAUAAAAAGAGUCCAUUUGUCCCACUACCUCGUCCUUUGGCUGAGGGAGCUGCAGUCUCACAAUGGGAUACUCAAGGUAGAUAUGAUAUUCGAAAAAGACAAGCUAUUUCUGGUCCGUUGACAAGUAAACCAUCAUAUAACAAGCCACUGUCAUCUACCAGUGGACCCAUUGGCUCUACUGAAUCACCUCAAAUGGUUUCUGGAUUAUUUUCUCGCUUACCUCUCCCCCAGCCGGCUUUAUCUACCAAUGUCUCCUACAGUACUUCUCUCCCUGUUGCAUCUUCACCAAAAAUAAAUGAGCUUCACGAGCUCCCCAGGCCCCCUGAUUUCUUAGGCUCCAAGACCGUGCAAACUUCUGCUGUAUUUGGGCACUCUUCCCCCCUUGUCAACAGGAAUCAAGAAGUGUCUCCAAGAAAUACGAGUCCUUUGCCAUCACCAAAAAUGGGGUCUCCACUUCCACUUCCUCCAGCAACUGUUCGGCAAUGUUUAUCCGUGCACUCUAGUCAACAGAAAGCAAUGGCUAUACAUGCAGGGAAGCUGUUUGAAUCUUAUCAAUUUGAAGACAAAAUGGAAGAAGUGAGUUCUCCUCCGUUAACGUCCAUUUUGCUAUCAAAUAUGAAGUCCCCAGAUUCUCGACAGGAUUAUGGAACAAGACAACUUGCAGCCCCCCUUGAGAGCCCAAAAGUCUAG
Fraxinus pennsylvanica is the source of this 1740-nucleotide messenger RNA. Lineage: Eukaryota; Viridiplantae; Streptophyta; Magnoliopsida; Lamiales; Oleaceae. The record is from the annotation of a GenBank genome assembly.